Molecule: messenger RNA, 736 nt
Organism: Pelobates cultripes (western spadefoot toad)
Lineage: Eukaryota; Metazoa; Chordata; Amphibia; Anura; Pelobatidae
Source: the annotation of a GenBank genome assembly
AUGGCGGCGGAGACGACACUCUCCCCCCUGCAACACUUACCCGACCCAGGGAAUCUCCCCAUCACACAAGAAAUCCUGAGAGCAUGCCUGGACGAAGUGUCCGAUAAAUUGCUGAAUAAUAUUCAAGCAUCGGUUACUGCACUCAGUAAAGACAUCCAGGAGCAGGGUGAAAGAACAGCCCACGUGGAGCACCGCAUGGGCGAAUACGCAGAAGCCCACAAUGAUCUAGCAGACCACGUUCAAGCCCUGGAAAUGCAACUCACCUCGCUCAAGUGCUCUGAUCUGGAAGAUGGAUCACGGCGGCAAAACUUGAGUGUGCGGGGAAUACCGGAAUCACUAAUGCAAUCUGACAUACCUGAAUUCCUAACAGGGUUUUUCAAGAGCCUUAUACGGGCCAUGCCGACGGAUAUGAUUCUUUUGGACCGGGCUCACUGAGUAGCCAAACCGAAGUUGCUAACCGCAGACGCAGCAAGAGACACGCUGACUCACCUACAUUAUUAUCACGUCAAAGAGGCCAUACUGAAAGCUGCCAGGAACCACAAAAAUCUUCCACCACAAUAUGGCCAGCUACAGAUAUAUGCAGACCUAUCAGCGGCCACCCUACAACGGCAAAGGGACUUCAAGGAGAUCACUGGCACCCUGCGGGAACACAAGAUCCCCUAUAGAUGGGGGCACCCGGUACGCCUGAUUAUCCAGCGUAAUGGACCCUGCACCCACGCGAUAACACCAGAAGAAG